AUGGCUGAAGAAGACUUUUACAAGACCCUCAACGUGUCGCGAGGAGCGACCGACGACGAACUCCAGAAGGCCUAUCGGGGGUUGGCGCGUAAAUACCACCCUGAUUUGCAUCCCGACGACAAAGACGCCAAGCGUAAGUUCCAAGAAGUACAACGCGCGUACGACGUUUUGAGCGACCCCAAAAAACGUCAGCUCUACGACCGGUUCGGCAGCGACUUCGAGAACGUGCAAUCCGGGGGAGGCCCGCCGCCCGGCGGUGGAGCAGGUGGGCCAACUUGGCAAACCUCGCAGGGCAACUUCGACGAUUUCGAUUUCAGCCAGAUCUUCGGAGGGGGAUUCGGCGGAGGAGGAGGGGGUGGAGCGGCUGACAUCUUCAGCCAGUUCCGCACGGCUGGCGGAGGCGCCGGCGGCGCGACGCAUCGCAGACGACGUCCACAAAAAGGCGCCGAUCUUCGCUUCGAGCAUGAAAUCCCGUUCAGCACGGCCAUCGUCGGGGGCGAAACCACGAUCAGCCUUCGCCGCAGCACGGGCAAUGUCGAAUCGAUCUCGGUGAAGAUUCCCGCCGGGAUUGAAGACGGAAAGACCAUUCGCCUCCGCGAACAGGGCGACCCUUCCCCCACCGGCGGACCCGCUGGCGACUUGCUGCUGAAGAUUCGCGUGGCCGAACAUCCCAACUUCCAACGUCGCGGGCAGAACCUGCACGUCAAGCUUCCUGUCUCGUUGGCCGAAGCGGUUCUGGGGGCCAAGGUCGAUGUGCCAACCCCCACAGGCACGGUCACACUCAGUGUUCCUCCCGGCAGUUCUGGAGGCACGCGGCUUCGCAUCCGGGGCCACGGCGUGAAGCCAGCCAAGGGCAACGCGGGCGAUUUGUUUGCAGAGUUGCAAAUCGUUCUGCCAGCGGGGAUGGAUGACGACGACCGCGAGCAAAUCCAGAAGAUCGACUCCAAGCACCCGAGCGCGGCAUCUCCGUUGUGGGCAGAAGACGCGCCCCCGAAGCUCACGCCCGAUCUGUCGACGAGGAUGAAUGGUUCCGCAAACCACUCGUGGACGAAGCCGCAGACGAGCCGACCCAUGAUUCCGAAUGAGCUGAAUAUGGUCGACUAUCCCUUCCGGCCCGAGCAACGCUUGCGUAGCAGUGCCGACUUCAUUGAGGUCUAUCGUCAGCGAACUUCUGUGGCCGACGGCGUGUUGAUCGUUUACGGCUCGAAGAACACCCAGGGCUGGCCCCGACUUGGGCUAUCGGUUGGACGCCGCGUGGGGAAUGCUGUCACACGUAAUCGCUGGAAGCGUGUCAUCCGCGAGGCGUUUCGCUUGAAUGCCGUGGAACUGCCGCAGAAUCUGGCUGUCCAAAAGAGUGCAGCGAAAGCUGGGGGAGAAAUCCCGAUGAAGCGAAUCGCCCAGUGGAUUGUUCGGCUGCCGGCGAUGCUACUGAUUGUGAUGGUGCGACUCUACCAGUUCUUUCUCAGCCCAAUCUUGGGCGGGCAGUGUCGGUUCGAGCCUAGUUGCAGCCACUACUUUAUCGGUGCUGUCCGUAAGAAUGGGGCCAUCGUCGGCACCUGCCGGGGCAUCAUCCGUUCGUGUACGAGACCGAAGGAUUGGUCUUGUUUGUUCCUCCUGGUCGGCGAUUGUUUGACGGAGCGCGUAGGCAUGAAGCCUCAGUACUGGUUGAUCGUCACAAUCGUAAUGUUUGCCGGUUGCGGUCCCUUGUUUGUGCGAUCGCAAAGCCCGGAAAAGCUCGAUUCGCUGCUCGAUGAAGUCGACUUGGUAGGCGAUUUGGCCGUUCCCUCGGGAAUGAAGCCAGUCGUGGUCGAAAGUGUCGGCCUCAUCACCGGAUUGGACAACACCGGUAGUGAUCCACCGCCUUCGACCGAGCGGGCCGAGUUGUUGGGUGAAAUGCAAACACGCGAUGUCGUGCAACCGAAUCAAGUUUUGGCUUCGCCUAGCACCGCAAUCGUGUUGGUACGGGGUUAUCUCCGUCCUGGCAUCCAAAAGGGCGAUCGCUUUGACGUCGAAGUGCGCGUGCCCUCGCAAAGCGAAACCUCCAGUCUUCGCGGCGGCUGGCUGAUGCAAGCCCGUCUGCGGGAACGUCGGUUGUUCGGUAGCCAGAUUCACGAUGGGUCGCUGUUGGCCCUUUGCGAAGGUCCUGUGCUCGUGGCUCCGCGUACGCGCAGCGACGAAGAGAGUGUGAUGGAUAAUCGCGGCCGCAUUCUCGGCGGCGGUGUUGCAUUGAAGUCGCGACCUCUGCAGCUUGUGAUGACGCCGGGCCAUCGCGAUGUUCGCGUUGUCGGCCAGAUCAGCAAGUCGCUCAAUCGUCGCUUCCACACCUUCUCAAAAGGCAUCAAAGAAGGUGUAGCCACUGGCAAGACCGAUCAAUACAUCGAACUUGUGGUUCACCCGCGAUACAAGGACAAUAUCCCACGGUACGUUCAGGUUAUUCGCAACGUGGCCGUCGGAGAGAGUUCGGCUGAGCGAUUACAGCGACUCGAGGUGCUCGGUCGUCAGUUGCUAGACCCCGUGAGUUCGGCCACGGCCGCCUUGCGAUUGGAGGCCAUCGGCAGUGAAGCGGUCGAGGUACUCCGCACCGGACUGGAUUCCAAAGACCACGAGGUUCGCUUCUACUCUGCAGAAGCGUUGGCUUACUUGGACGAAAGCGAUGCGGCACCUGCGCUGGCCGACGCCGCUCGAAACGAGCCGGCUUUCCGUGUGUUUGCUCUGACCGCACUGAGUGCGAUGGACGACUUCAGGGCUUCCGAAGAACUUCGAAAACUGCUGGACGUGCCUAGUGCUGAAACCCGUUAUGGGGCCUUCCGUUCACUAUGGGCGAUGAACCCAUACGACCCGUUGGUGCAGGGUGAACAACUCGGCGGCGAGUUCAGUUAUCACCUGCUCGACGUGCCUGGGCCUUCGAUGAUUCACGUCACCCGAAGUUAUCGCCCCGAAGUGGUACUGUUCGGUCAUGAACAACGCUUCGAACCACCGCUGACGCUCGAUGCCGGCAAGGCGAUCAUGGUCAAUGCCCGUGAGGGCGACCAGCAAGUUACCGUGAGUCGUUUUGCGGUGAACGAGCCUGAUCAGAAACGGGUGGUCUCAACUCGAGUUGAUGAUGUCAUUCGGGCGAUCGUCGAACUAGGCGGGACUUAUCCCGACGUGGUCGAUGCGCUGCAGCAGGCCAAGCAAACGCAUUCGUUGACCAGCCGUCUAGAGGUCGACGCAUUACCUGCCGCGGGACGAAGUUACGAACGAGAAGCGAGCUUGGCCGAUGCGGGCGAGGUGGUCGACUUCGACGAAAUGUCGGAGGCGGUUGCUGAAAAGACCGAAAACGGCCCAUCCGAGGGAGAACUGACCGACGACGACUCGGCCGACAAGCUGUCCAGCGAUGGUCUCCUUAACCCCAAUCCAGCACCCGACUUAUUCAACAGCGACACGCCCUCUGACACCGACCGGCCCAAGAAAGUACGCCGGAAGGUGAAGCGGGAUGAGGAAUCGGAAAAAACUGGGGGCAGUCGUCUGAAGGGCUUCCUUGGUAGAAUGGUGCCAGGCGGUUCCGACUCGUAG
Molecule: messenger RNA, 3555 nt
Organism: Cladocopium goreaui
Lineage: Eukaryota; Dinophyceae; Suessiales; Symbiodiniaceae
Source: the annotation of a GenBank genome assembly